This is a messenger RNA of Drosophila takahashii, 1918 nucleotides long. RefSeq names its product electron transfer flavoprotein-ubiquinone oxidoreductase (gene Etf-QO). Gene Ontology annotation, biological process: electron transport chain. Gene Ontology annotation, molecular function: iron-sulfur cluster binding; electron-transferring-flavoprotein dehydrogenase activity. The record is from RefSeq and is a predicted model, not a curated record. NCBI's taxonomy places the organism in Eukaryota, Metazoa, Arthropoda, Insecta, Diptera, Drosophilidae. Gene Ontology annotation, cellular component: mitochondrial inner membrane.
GUUCAGAGGCUCUUUAGACCCACCUUGGUGCGAAGCAUCUCGGAGGUGGCCAAAUAUCCCAGGAUCACCACCCACUACACGCUGAAUCCCCGCGAGAAGGAUGACCGCUGGACAGAGGUGGACAUGGAGCGCUGCGUCGAGGAGGUGGACCUGGUGAUCGUGGGCGGAGGUCCCGCCGGCAUGUCAGCGGCCAUUCGGGCCAAGCAACUGGCGGCGGAGAAGGAUCAGGAAAUCCGCGUCUGCGUGGUGGAAAAGUCAGCCGAAGUGGGCGGGCACAUUCUAUCCGGUGCCGUCAUCGACCCCAUCUCGCUGAACGAGCUCAUCCCCGACUGGCAGGAGCAGGGCGCUCCGCUCAACACACCCGUGACCAGGGACACCUUCUCCUUCCUCACCGGCUCCGGCCGCAUCUCUAUACCCGUCUUCAAGGGCUGGCCCAUGGACAACCACGGCAACUAUGUGGUGCGCCUGGGCCACCUGGUCAAGUGGCUCGGCGACCAGGCGGAGGCCCUGGGCGUGGAGAUCUACCCCGGCUGCGCUGCCUCCGAGGUGCUCUUCCACGAGGACGGCAGUGUCAAGGGCAUCGCCACCAACGAUGUGGGCAUUGCCAAGAGCGGGGCGCCGAAGGACACGUUUGCCCGCGGCAUGGAGCUGCACGCCAAGACCACCAUCUUCGCCGAGGGCUGCCGCGGUCACCUGACCAAGCAGAUCAUGCAGAAGUUCGGCCUGAACGAGGGCAGCGAGCCGCAGGCCUAUGGCAUCGGUCUAAAAGAGGUCUGGGAGAUUGCCCCCGAGAAGCACCAACCCGGUUUGGUGGAGCACACCAUUGGCUGGCCUCUGGACCGCUUCACCUACGGCGGCUCCUUCUUGUACCACUUGAACGAGCCCACGCCCACCAUUGCAGUGGGCUUUGUGGUGGGUCUGAACUACAAGAACCCCUGGCUCAGUCCCUUCCAGGAGUUCCAGCGCUUCAAGACGCAUCCCAAGGUGCGGCACGUCUUCGAGGGCGCCACGCGAAUCGCCUACGGAGCCCGUGCCAUCAACGAGGGCGGCUUCCAGAGUCUGCCGCAGAAGCUCUCCUUCCCGGGAGGCUGCCUGGUGGGCUGCAGUGCCGGCUUCCUGAAUGUGCCGCGCAUCAAGGGCUCCCACUACGCGAUGAAGAGCGGAAUGCUGGCGGCGGAGAGCGCCUUGGAGGCCAUCAAUGCGGACGCACAAUCCACGGCAGGCGUAGAGCCCACCAGCUAUGCGGAGAAAAUCAAGAACUCCUUUGUGUGGAAGGACCUGUACAGCGUCCGCAAUGUCCACCCCUCGUUCCACAAUCCUCUGGGUCUGUACGGCGGCCUUGUGCUCAGCGGCUUCUCCAUUUUCAUGGGCGGUCGGGAGCCCUGGACCCUGAAGCACGGUCCUCAGGACCACGAGUCCCUGCAGCCCGCCAGCUCCAGCCAGCCCAUCGUUUACCCCAAGCCCGAUGGCAAGAUCUCCUUCGAUCUGCUCUCCUCGGUCGCACUCACCGGCACGAACCACGAGGGCGACCAGCCCGCCCAUCUGACGCUCAAGGACGACCGCGUACCGGUGGACCACAACCUGGCGCUGUACGAGGGACCCGAGCAGCGGUUCUGCCCGGCCGGCGUGUACGAGUACGUGCCCAACGAGGAGGGCGGCAACAUGAAGCUGCAGAUCAACGCCCAGAACUGCAUCCACUGCAAGACCUGUGAUAUCAAGGACCCCAAGCAGAACAUCAACUGGGUGGUGCCCGAGGGAGGCGGCGGUCCCGCCUACAACGGCAUGUGAAGGGAGCAUCAUCCCGGCCAAUUCGUGUACCGCAAUUGCAUUUCACUAGUUUAUAAAAUCGAUAACUUGAACUUAUGAUUCGGAAUUAAGCCUAAAGUUGCAAUAAAAUUGUAGAAAAAAAGACAGGAAA